ACCGAAACAUUGUUUCCGGCACGAGUUGGUAGCUCAUCUAAGAGGUACUACCAACCCUGUUAGCUAUCUGGAGAGCUUCCUCGCAUGGAAAAAAUCGAAAAAAUGGAAUUAGAAAUGACAAUGCAGAAAAGAACUACAGGAUGUAAUUCCAGUACUUGGAUUAAAAGCCUUUUUCUUGUGCAAGGAGUUGUGCUAACAGCUGUUGGUUUCGUUGGUCUGAUGUCAUGCACAAGCCCUGAUGUGGAAUGUGUGCGUCUAAAAUAUAGAUAUAUGUUGAUACUACUAUGCGCAUGUUUGCAUGUGAUAGCUAGCGUUGUAUGCUGUAUACAAUGCAAGAACGUCACCACAACUGAAAGGACAUUUGUUGCAACGGUGUUAUGGAGUUGCGUGAUCACUGGUUUGAUAACAUUUCAAACAAUACGACUGUAUGAAUAUAAGCAGGCAAUUUCACCGCACGUGUUAUACUCGAUUAUUAUGACUGGAGUGUUAAACAUACUGGUGAUUCUUGUAUGUUGUCUUAAUAUGUGGGAGCUGUGUAAAAGAAAAGAGAAGUCUGAACAUGUACAAUCGUUGCUGGUCUAAAAGUGUCCUUAUAUACACGAACAUUGUGACUAACAAAAAUGUGAUACUAAUGCAUACAUGCGUACUACUUGGAGUAUUUUGACGCUGUUUAAUAUUCUAUGGAAAAAAGACAACAUUGUUACAAUGCAUCUAUGUAAGAAUAAAUGCAGUGAUUUCUUGUUUCCAUAGUAGAAAACACUUCUUCUAUUAUAUUAUGUACUACAUUUGCAGUCUGCUAACAAUAUGUGCACGUGAUUAUUUUAAAAAUAAUGUAACAUUAAUAUAUUGAGAGAAGCGUAUUGUGAAAUUUAUAUGUGCAAUUAUUAACAGUGACUCUAAUCCGUCCUUCCGCUAAAUUGUGAUAAGAAUAUAUAUAUAUAUAUAAAGAACAUUUGAAGCAAAAAAAAAUCGUUUAUUUUAAAUAUAAGUUUUUGAUAUUGUUGAUCAUUCAAGAUUGAAUCAGUUUUUUUUCUUUUAUAUCUUUUGUAUGUAAGCAAUCGGAGAUUUGAUUUUAGCGCUUAAAUAUGUCAUGAAAAUUUAAAUCAAAGAAGUUUUCUAUAUAUAGAUAAUGUACAUAGCUUAUAUCGCUUAAUAUAUCUAACUUUUUAUUUUUAGAUAUCCGGUGAAAUUGUUGUAAAUCAAUGAACUAUAUAUUGUUCAAAUGAUUUUAAAUUUUGUUUAUAUUUCAUUUAUACUUUUAUUUUAUACAUUCGCAGCUAUUGAAUGUCAUCGUUUGAAAUUGGUUUAUACUUUUUUUUUAAUAAUUUAAAAGCAAUAAUGUAAGAUUAGUAAGUAUUCGAUUAGCAUGUAUGAAGUUAAGUUUAAUUCUUUCAUUGUUUUAUUGUACAUAUUAUUUAUUACAUUUGAAGUUUUACAUGUAAAUAAAUCCAUUUUGAUAGAUGAGAAAAUAUACGUUUUUCAGUUUUAGACUAAGAGGGAUAACUCUGUACUGAAUAUCGAACAAAUGUAGACACGUAUAUUAUCUCCCUUUGCAUACUUUAUAUAACUAACUUCAAUGCUUGUAAUGAUUAAAAUAUUAAAUAAUAAUUCUUA
Messenger RNA from Ruditapes philippinarum (Manila clam), 1614 nucleotides. RefSeq lists its product as uncharacterized. The record is from RefSeq and is a predicted model, not a curated record. NCBI's taxonomy places the organism in Eukaryota, Metazoa, Mollusca, Bivalvia, Venerida, Veneridae.